AUGUCCGUGCUUUUUUUAAUAUCUGAAUUCGGGGUCGUAUUUUUCUUAGACAAGAGAGCACACAGCACAACUCCAUCCCUUAAAACCUUCCCCUUUUACCAAAAAAUUGUGAAUCAUAACUUUUACUGUUUUAGAGCUGAACUGGCCGCCAGAGGGUUGUUGAACUCGAUUGUCGCUUCGGCGACUGUAGCGCUCUGCACUGCAGCCUCCCCAAGUGGCGAUUGCGUCUCCACAUCAGCGGAAGAGUCACUUUGGGACGGUGUACUCGCUCUGACGGCCCGUCUUCAUCCCCUGAUGGUUCCCCUCCCAUCCACGGUUCGGAUCCCCAAAUUUAUUGGAGUUCCUCUUUCGAUUGGAUUUUUGAUUUUCCUUACGGGCGUCUACCUUAUACAUUUUAUUGCUUUCUUUUACUCGAAAUACAAAGUGAACAAAGUUGUCUCCUACAAGAAACGAACAGCUGGUGUCUCGGUUGUGAAGCCUCUCGUUGGAGUAGACGACAAUCUCGAAAGUAAUCUCGAAACUUACUUUAACGUUCGAUAUCACGAGUUUGAACUACUCUUUUGUGUACAUGAUAACGAUGAUCCGGCCUUAUCAGUGGUUCACCGAUUGAUGAGAAAAUACCCUGCUGUGAAUGCGCGAAUAUUUUGUGGUGGAGAAGAUGUUGGGCUCAAUCCGAAAAUCAACAACAUGAUGCCUGCAUAUCGAGCCGCAAAAUAUCCCUUCAUUUUGAUCAGCGAUUGCAGUAUCAGAGUCCAACCCGAAGUUCUUCAAGAUAUGGCCAAUGCGAUGACGGAAGGUGUUGGGCUGGUGACACAGACACCAUUUAGUGUUGACAGACCCGGACUCGGCUCUGCUUUGGAGAAGGUGUAUUUCGGAACAAGCCAUGCUCGCAUGUAUUUGGCCGGAAAUUGUAUGGGUUUUGUCUGCAGCACUGGGAUGAGCUGCUUAUUAAGGAAAAUUGCUCUCGAGGAAUGCGGUGGAUUACAGGCAUUUGGCCGAUAUUUGGCGGAGGAUUAUUUCUUUGGAGUCGAACUGGUGAAACGUGGAUGGAAGACUAGCAUCGGAACAUUGCCUACAAUGCAAAACUCGGCGGGAGUCACGGCUGAUCAAUUUACAGCCCGUAUUUGUAGAUGGAUGAAAUUACGAAUUGCCAUGCUUCCAUUUACGAUUUUGCUUGAGCCAAUCCAGGAUUGUAUUCUUUCGGGAAUACUAGCUGCUUCAUCGAUGUCGUAUUUGGUCGGAAUGCAUUCGUUGAUUUACUUUUCGCUCCACACACUUUUUUGGUUCGCAAUGGAUUACGCAUUGAUAUCUUCACUACAGAAUGGGCCUCUGAAAUACACGUUCUCUCAAUUUCUUCACAUUUGGUUGAUUCGAGAGGCCUCCGCUUUUCCGACCUACCUUCGAGCCCUUCUGCAACCCGAAAUCACAUGGAGAAGAGGGACAUAUCGGCUAAGAUGGGGAGGAAGAGCUACACUUGCAGCCUUCGAAAGACGGCAUUUAGCAUUACUCCAAGUCGGAAGAGCACUUUGCACAUCAAAUAGCCUUAUUUCACAAGGCGAGUAUGAAGCACGCAGCAAUGAAUCUUUGGAGAAACUCUACAGCUACUUUGACACAUUUCCGGAGAUUUGCAAUGUAUCAAAAGAAUAUGAUGUAAGUUAUGCGAUGGGCGUCCUAAACGUCGUGGUCAGCUCGCAAGUCGGUACAUAUGUAAUCAACAAGCAGUCGCCGAACAAGCAAAUUUGGCUGUCGAGUCCGUUUUCUGGACCUAAGCGAUACGACUUGAUCGAUCAAAAAUGGACCUAUCUCCGGGAAGGCGAAUGUUUAGAUGUGCUGCUAACGCGCGAAUUUCGAAAAAUCUACGGAUCAGAUACUAUCAAUUUUACUGCACAUAUA
Mesorhabditis belari is the source of this 1893-nucleotide messenger RNA. The record is from the annotation of a GenBank genome assembly. NCBI's taxonomy places the organism in Eukaryota, Metazoa, Nematoda, Chromadorea, Rhabditida, Rhabditidae.